CCGAACGCUUUUCGGGGCGUUUCGACGUCAAAAAACAACGUCGGAGUCGAGAAGCCGAGACCUGGGGAUCAUUUAUGAUUUAUGAUUUAUGAAUAUCUUUGUGUAAUAUUUAUACAGAUACAAAAUAUAGAUUUAUUUUCCAACUGCAGAGGAGAAAGUCAGAGAGGAAGAGAAUUGGAGAUACAUCGUUGCCCUAAAAGACACAGAGACACAAUAAUAAUAAUAUAUAUAUAAAUAUAAAUAUAGAGACGUAUUUUAUACAUCAAAUGAUGUCAAGUUCGCUGCAUAAAGAGAGAGAUUCUUCCAUCAGCGACAGUCAGACAGAGGGAGAAGUUCAGAGCUUUUUGAUUGUGGAUGAAAACGAAACUUUGAAGGUGGGCGAUGCGGAGAGCUUUGCCCGGAGGCUGGGCUGCCGGGGGGGAGAACCCCUCAAGGUCCUGUCCGUGUUCGGCAACACAGGCGACGGCAAAUCCCACACCCUCAACUCCGCCUUCUUCGGGGGCCGCGAGGCCUUCCCCACCUCGGAGAGCCAGGACUCGUGCACGGUGGGCGUGUGGGCAGCCCGGCCCCCCGGGGACCUGCCCCUGCUGCUGCUGGACACCGAGGGGCUCCUGGGGGCCACGGCCGGGCAGAGCCAGAGGAUGAGGCUCCUCCUCAAGGUCCUGGCCGUGUCCGACAUCGUGGUUUACCGCACUCGGGCCGAGCGGCUCCACACGGACCUGUACCAGUUCCUGGGCCGGGCCUCCCAGGCUUUCCUCAGGCACUUUGCGGCCGAGCUCAGGGUCCUGGCCGCCCGCUGCGGAGGCUCUGCCCACCCCUCCAGCCUCGGCCCUGCCCUCCUCGUCUUCCACGAGACCCUCCACACCCAGCUGCUCGGCGGGGACCCUCCGGCCCAGGGCAGAGCCGAGCAGCUCCUGCACAAGAGGUUCCACGAGUUGGGGUUGGACACGGAGGCCUUCAGCUCAGUGGAGUACGUGGGGACGAGGACCCAAGACAGAGCCACCGACUUCACCGGCUUCCGUCUCGCCGUGAGACGCUGCUUGAUGGACACGUCUGCUCGGUCCCCCAGACCCCUCUCCGUGGUCUUCGCUGCCCUGCAGGCUCUGAGCCAAAGAUUCAGUGAGCAGAUCGCAGAGGGUCACCUCCCACCCACCUCCUUCUUCCCCGACAAAUAUUUCACCUGCUCCUGUGUGUGUCUGAGCUGUGGUGUGCGAUGUGCAAACAGUAUGAACCACUUGAAGGACGGCAUUCCUCACACAACCGCCAACCGCUGCCGUUACACCCAUCAGCAUCGCAACCAGGUCCUGAUCUGUAAGAUGUGCUACGAGCGAGGAUUCGAGGUGAUUGUUGUCCCGAAAACAUCUGCGUCGACCGACAACCAGUGGUUGGGGUUGGCCAAGUACGCCUGGUCUGGCUAUGUGUUGGAGUGCCCCAACUGUGGGAUUAUCUACCGAAGUCGGCAAUACUGGAUUGGGAACCAGGAUCCCGCGGGCAGUGUGGUGCGACCGGAAAUCAAGCACGUCUGGCCCGGAGCCGACAGCUUCCACAAGGACAACAGUCACGGAGCUCAGAGACUGAUAGAUGGCGUGAGCUGCGUAAUACAGUGCGUGAGUUCCUACAACCAGAGACCCGCCACUGCCAUCACCUCUUGGCUCACGGACACCGUGGCUCCGGCUUACUGGACACCCAACAGCCAGAUCACUGAAUGUCACGGGUGCAGGAAGGUGUUUGCGGACGGACAGAGGAAGCACCAUUGCCGCCAGUGUGGGGAGGGAUUCUGUGACCUGUGUUCGGGGGGGAGGAGGCCUGUGCCCGAGCGAGGCUGGGGGGCAACCCCCGUCAGGGUCUGCAAUGCCUGCCUCGCUGCAGGGGGGGGCACAGCAGCGGCCGGAGGUGAGGGGGAGGGUUUGCUGGCGAGGAGGUUCGCUGAGGCGGCUGAGAGCACUCUGCACGCAGUCUCGUCUGUGGUGGACUAUCCCCUCGGGUUUGUGAAGGAGGCAGCGAGGCCUGAGUACUGGGUCCCUGACCAUCAGAUGGUGAAGUGUCACCACUGUGAGAAGGCUUUUACCCCGGACACCCCCAAACAUCACUGCCGCUGCUGUGGGGAAGGCUUCUGUACCGACUGCUCGGGGUCUCAGCGAUCGGUCCCCUCCCGGGGCUGGGACCACCCUGUUCGAGUGUGUGUCGGUUGCAACGAGAAGAAAGGUGACUUGUAGGGAAAUGUGUGCUUGUGUGUAUGUAUGUGUGUGUGUGGG
Messenger RNA from Callorhinchus milii (elephant shark), 2255 nucleotides. Its product is annotated as zinc finger FYVE domain-containing protein 1. The record is from RefSeq and is a predicted model, not a curated record. NCBI's taxonomy places the organism in Eukaryota, Metazoa, Chordata, Chondrichthyes, Chimaeriformes, Callorhinchidae. The transcript is spliced from 11 exons. Bases 267 to 2216 code for a protein of 649 amino acids. Gene Ontology annotation, molecular function: metal ion binding.